This is a messenger RNA of Helobdella robusta, 1380 nucleotides long. RefSeq lists its product as hypothetical. Gene Ontology annotation, biological process: transmembrane transport. Gene Ontology annotation, molecular function: transmembrane transporter activity. The coding region runs from base 1 to 1380 and encodes 459 amino acids. Gene Ontology annotation, cellular component: membrane. Lineage: Eukaryota; Metazoa; Annelida; Clitellata; Rhynchobdellida; Glossiphoniidae. The transcript has 4 exons. The record is from RefSeq and is a predicted model, not a curated record.
AUGUGUUCAAAAUUCAUGUUUGUGGAGCCAGUGUUGUUCCUCUACAAUUUGUAUUUCUAUGGUAGCAUGCCUCUGGUGAGUCAGUUUGUCAGACAUUUGAUAAUGACAAAUAAAAAAGAAUACAGUUUCAAUCAGAUGGAGAAUAGCAAUGGAAACAACAACAGCGAAACCUGUCCUGCUACUGAUGCAACUAAUUCUGAUUCCACUGAUAAUCCUGCGGUAGAUGCAGAAGCUUCACAAAUUUUGCUCAUCAUGCACCUAGCUGCACUGAUGCCUGCAUUUCUUGUUGUUAUUUUCUUUGGUGGCUUCAGUGACAAGAAAGGGAGAAUACCAGUUUUAGUAAUGCCUAUGGUUGGAGCUACAUUCCGAAUGAUAUUUUUAAUUGCAUCUUGUCUCUAUGGCUUGAGCAUGACUCUAUUGGUGUUAUCCUCUCUACUGGAUGGUUUCUUUGGAAUGUCGUCAUUGCUGCUCAUGGGAUGUUUUGCUUACGUUUCUGAUGUGACAGAUGUGGCUCACAGAUCUUACAGGACUGUUCUACUUGAAGCUUCUGGCGGUCUUGGAGUUGUUCUAUCUCAUCUGGUAGGCGGUGUCCUGAAAGAUUACAUUGGCUAUCUGUGGACUUAUGUGAUAUUGCUUGGAUUAGUCACUAUUACAUUGAUUUAUAUUGUAUUCUUUUUGAAAGAGUCCGUUAAUAUAAUCGAUCAUGAAGCGUCACUGAGUCCAAUAACGUAUCUUAAAAAUGCCUUUCAAUUAUUCGCGGAGAAAAGUGAUGAUAGAAUUAAAAAGAUUUCAACUCUUUUGAUGAUGUUUCUCAUUUCCCUGGUUCAGCUGGGAAGUUUAGAUGUUCAAACAUUAUUUUUGCUCAAAUUUCCUCUCUGCCUCACCGCAUCUUGGGUUGGCUACUUCAACGCAGAGGAUUACGUAGUUAGCAACCUGGCAAACUGGAUGUUCACAAAACUCCUCGGCAAUUUGUUUGGAGAUCUGGGGCUGGUGAACUUGGGCUGCGUGUUCUCAGUGGCCUACUUCUUGUUUUUCGCCUUCUCCUACAAUUUGCUGAUGCUCUUUCUAGUGCCGGUUGCAGGUUGUGCACACAUGCUGCCGAUCCCAAUAUUGAGAGCUUAUGCAUCAAAGAUAGUGCCGGCAGAAAAAUUAGGAUUGAUGUUUGCCAGCUUAGCAUGGAUGCAGAUGAUAGGGAUUGUCAUUGGUCUAGUCAUUCAGAAUGAGAUCUAUGCCGCAACGGUCUCUCAACAGCCUCAAGUUGUUUUCAUAUUCAACAGCUCUUUAUACGUCUGCAUCAUACUCAUCUUAUGCGUCUAUUGGGGCACUGAUAAAGCUUUCAAACGUCGAGCCGGUUACGAAAAUAUUCCCUCAGAAGACUAA